Messenger RNA from Aspergillus mulundensis, 939 nucleotides. RefSeq lists its product as uncharacterized. The coding region runs from base 1 to 939 and encodes 312 amino acids. The transcript has 3 exons. Lineage: Eukaryota; Fungi; Ascomycota; Eurotiomycetes; Eurotiales; Aspergillaceae. The record is from RefSeq and is a predicted model, not a curated record.
AUGUCGGGUUCAAACGUUGGCUGCUGGCCUGCAGCGCUCACAGCAGAGAUGCUGGACAAAGCCGGGGUCCCAAACGUCCUCUGGGGCUGGUGGUCUUUCAGCCUGACGAAUGUUUAUCAUCCUUUUCCCGAGGUUGAGUUUGUGGUCGUUGACGACAAGCUCGACGCCGCGGUGGCUGCUCUCAAAACAUCAAACAGAAUGCGCUUUUGCGCGGAUCCCAAUUGCCCAGAGACGCGUGCGGACAAGUACCCUAACGAGAGACAGCCUCGUUAUGUCAACCAGGCCACGAGCCAGCACAUGAUCAGUCCUGCGAUGGCGGCCCAAAUCAUGGCCACGAAUCGGUUCCAUAUCCUUGCCGACCAGCACUUCCAUCUUGACGCCCGCGGGGGGAGGUUUUCCAUCCUCCGCUUGUACCGCAAAUCUCGGAUGCUCUGGUGGCUGCCAGAGAUCCCCCUUGGCCCCGUGGGGAAUGACGAUUUGAUACUAUCCACCGAUCCCAGUAUUCCAGCUAGUAGGGAAAACGGGGGCAUGGGGACAGGGCCUUGGACAGACCUUUACCCGGUGAAGACACUCAGGGCUGCCAGAUUGUACGAGUCUGUUAUCCUCCUCUUUUGUAUCCAUUGGGCCGCCGCCGAUGAGUCUUACGACGUACUUGACAACAUGGUAAGUACCGGUGUCAUGGACACGAAAAAAGAGGAUAAGUCGAAAAAUCCCGUUUAUGUCGAAAUCAGGGACAACCUGAAGCCCGAGUUCAAGGCAGUCUGGGACUCAUUUCAUCCACCUGUCCCCCGUACAACACCGCGUACGGAGAAUAUUAAUUUCCCGCUCCUGCGGCUGCGCAAGAAACUGCUGGCAGGGGAACUGUCACAGAGCCUGAAUAUGCCGCCCCUGCCUCUUAUCAAUCCCAAUGCCUUGGUGAGGCUUCCGGAUAUUGAGUAG